Messenger RNA from Apis dorsata (giant honeybee), 878 nucleotides. Its product is annotated as homeobox protein orthopedia B-like. Bases 116 to 832 code for a protein of 238 amino acids. Gene Ontology annotation, biological process: regulation of transcription by RNA polymerase II. The record is from RefSeq and is a predicted model, not a curated record. Gene Ontology annotation, molecular function: RNA polymerase II transcription regulatory region sequence-specific DNA binding; DNA-binding transcription factor activity, RNA polymerase II-specific. NCBI's taxonomy places the organism in Eukaryota, Metazoa, Arthropoda, Insecta, Hymenoptera, Apidae. The transcript has 5 exons.
AUCGAGAACGAUAAAGCGACUCUCUUGCAGUGAAAUUCCAAAUUAAAAAAAAAAAAAAAAAAAAAUAGCAGAACUACAUCCUUAUUAGUUUUGUCGAGCAACUGAUUACAACAGGAUGGCAGGUCCGUAUUUAUCACCAUUGGGUCCCCAGGCUGACUUACUUACCGAAUAUAUGUUUGGAAGACGUCGUCAGAGACGCAAUCGAACGACCUUCACUCCACAACAGCUCCAAGAAUUGGAAUCACUUUUCCAGAAGACCCAUUAUCCAGAUGUUUUCUUAAGAGAAGAAGUCGCUCUUAGAAUUUCGCUCUCAGAGGCUCGUGUUCAGGUUUGGUUUCAGAAUCGGCGAGCAAAAUGGAGAAAACAAGCCCGAUUGCAAUUGUUACAAGAUGCAUGGAGAAUGCGAUGUUUGGGAUUAGGAAGUGCACCCCCGCCACCUCCACCACCUUCUGCUUCUGCUACCAAUGGACCAUCUUUGACGGCAACCAAUGCUGACAAAAUAUCCGACACUUCAACUUUAUCUGUUUGCAGAGAUUAUAGAAUUCUUCCACCUCCUCACGGAUAUUCUUUGACAUGUGAAAAAUCUCCGGAGAGAAUGAAAUGUGGUUGUGGUUCUCCACCAAGAAUAUGCGGUAGUCCAAUAGAAAGAGAUAUUAAUUUAAGUGUUAGAGAUAGGCCGCAGGAGGCUGAAAUGGAUCUCACUGUGAAAGGUCCACCUCGACACACAUCGAUUGCUACUUUAUUUCAUCAAUUACCCCAGCAAGAACUCAGUCCUUCGCAAAAUAUCGAUGAACCUUUGGACGUUACACUUAAUGCUAACAAAAAUAAUUAAUUAAUUGUUUUUAUUAUUUCAAGUCUAUAUAUAAUUCAGUUUCAUA